CUCCAGGGAUAUCGCCGUUAGUCGCUCUGUUGACAUCAACAAAUCUAACGAAUCUAACCAAAUCUCAGUGGGUCAUCGUUCCAAAACACCCACGAUCUCCAUCUACUCAUCAACUAAGAGGUUUCAAAUCCGGGUAACAGAAAAUCAGGAAGAGUUUCUUGGAACAUCCGGCGGGUGUUUCGUGGUGUUCAGGUGCCGACUGUCAAUCAAGUGCACAUACGCGUGCAUCAAGAUGCCCUUUUCCCCCUACUUGGGCGUGGCCACAGUGCUGGCCGGGCUGUGUCUAGUGCUUGUGUGUGACGCGGAACCCCACAGCCACCUUAACUGGCUGAGGAUGUCUUCACUCCGCAAGAAACGCCAGGCGCAGUCGUCAAACACGGCACCAGCCAUCACAAGCCCCUCCUACACCACCUGGCUGGCAGGAACAAGGGCCGGGACUACAAACACUCUUGGAUACGACAGGGACACGUCCACCAACUCAACCUACACAUGUGAUCGAGUAUAUCGUACAACGUCAGGGAUUUUGGAUUCUUACUCUGUGUCAAGAGUUGCACUCGCACAAGACAUGGACUGUGAAUACAUCGUUCGUCCCCCGUACUACCCCUUCCUCAUGACAAUGUACUUCAGUCCAUUCUUUAUGCCGUACAACUUCACGGACAACAACGGCACGUGUUCUGGCAGCUAUGUGGAGAUCAACGGCACACAGUAUUGCGGAACUGUUUAUGGCCAGUAUAACUUCUCAUCAGAGGAACCUGAGCUGCCUGUGCGGUAUCAUCACUCUGUUACUCCAGUCGGAGGGAGGAGGGAAGUCUUUCACAUCUACUACAACACAAGGCCCGUUUCAUGUAAUAUAACGCUGACCGACACUGCGGGCUACAUCAACAGCUACUCUGGUCAUGGCUAUGCGUCAGUGUACAGGCAUUCCUACAACGACGGCACUCACUGCAUCUUCACAAUAAAUGUGGACGACGUUGUGGGUCAGACAAUUGUCUUUAGUCUCAAUCAGUUCCACCUGGAGGACCCUGACAACAUCACAUCUGUCUGUAAUGACUAUGUGGAUAUGAAUGGCGAAGAGAGACUGUGUGGAUACCAAUACGGGACUCGAAGUUUCAACUUUGAUGGUACUUUUGUCGUAACCUUCACCAGUGACAAUAGUCAGACAAACAUGGGCUUCAACAUCCAUUACAACAUCGUGCCAGCUGGAUGCCUGGUCACGCACAACACCACUGAAGGCACUCUCAUCAGCCCCGUGACAAGCAGUGGUCUGUACCACAACAACCUUGACUGCCGAUACAUCAUUUUAACAUCAUAUACACGGACCAAGGUCAUGGUCACCAUCAAUGCUUUCGACCUCGAAUCCCCAUCGUACAGUUCGAGCUACUGUUACAACGACUAUGUAACCUAUUCAGACGGGUCCUACACUUCCGGGAGAUACUGUGGUGUCAUCGCUGCAGGAACCACGUUUACUUGGUUCACGAAUGCGAGACAAUUCGACUUUGUCUUUCAUACAAACAACGAGAUCAGCAGACAAGGUUUCAAUGCGUCCUACAAGAUUGAGGAAGAUAUUUGCGAUGAGCUAUUUACCGACUCUAAUGGCACAAUAAGGAGUCCCGUAUACAGUACAGGUCUCUACAGACGUAAUCUGAACUGCACCUAUAUCAUCAGACCUCCAACACAGGGUCCUUACAGGUUCAAUCUGACGUACUCUCAGUUUGAUCUUCAGAGGACGUACUACAACUCCUCAUCUUACAGUCUGAGUACAUCAUGUAGCUACGACUACGUGGAGACCAGGUUCUCAGGACUCACCGGCACCAGCAGAUUGUGUGGCAGAAUGAGCUCACCAAGAACGUACUUCUACAACAGUAUGAAUGGAGGAAUAGUCAUCAAUUUUGUGACAAACAGCAACAUUGAGAGAAGGGGGUUUGUGCUGAACUAUUCAUAUGACGAAAACAGCUGUUACCAGGUCCUGACAGAUGCUGAUGGACAGAUUCAGGUCCCUGAUGAUGGCAGCGCCACCUACUUACCUAACCUCGACUGUCUGUUCACCAUCAGACCUCCAGCAGGUCGGCUGUGGGUUGUUAACAUCACUCUGGAGGAGUUCGACGUGCAGAGAUAUUAUUCUUAUUACAGUAACAGUUUCUCCACCUCCUGCAGCAAGGAUUACAUACAGAUGCUCUACGAUGGCUAUUCUUCCUCCAGGAUGUGCGGAACAAGGACUUCACCCAAAUCUUACAUAUACAACAUCUAUGACAGUGAUGUGAAUAUCACUUUCCACAGUGAUGCCUCCGUUCAGAGGAAUGGUUUCAACAUAUCUUUCUCCUACACUGAAAACACCUGUGUGACGGACCUCGACCAGAAUACUGGUACAAUCCGCAGCCCUGUGACUGAGGGUGGGGUGACCUACCCAACAGACACCUUGUGUAUUUACUACCUGGACCUGGGAGAUGCCCUCAAGACUGUUACUUUCACAGUCAGGGUCUUUGAUGUAAACUGUGGUGAUUAUUUCAUCGUUAACGGACAGCGUUUCUGUGGAAACAGAUUGACCCAGACUACAUUCCAUAUGACAGGGAGGGUCAACAUGACCUUCUUGUCCAAUAGUUACAGCACAGGACGAGGAGUGGAUGUCGACUACCUUGUAACUAACUACACAUGUGAUCGAGUAUAUCGUUCAACGUCAGGGAAUUUGGAUUCCUACACUGUAUCAAGAGUUCCUCUUGCACACGAAAUGGACUGUGAAUACAUCAUUCGUCCCCCCUACUACCCAUUCAUCUUGACAAUGUACUUCAGUCCCUUCUAUAUGCCUUACAACUUUAUGAGCAGCAACGGCACGUGUUCUGGCAGCUAUGUGGAGAUCGACGGCAUACAGUACUGUGGAACCGUUUAUGGCCAGUAUAACUUCUCAUCCGAGGAGCCUGAGCUGCCUGUGAGGUACCAUCACUCUGUUAAUUCAGUCACAGGGAGGAGGGAAGUCUUUCACAUCUACUACAACACAAGGCCCGUUUCAUGUAAUAUAACGCUGACCGACACUGCGGGCUACAUCAACAGCUACUCUGGUUAUAGCUAUGAAUCAGUGUACAGGCGUUCCUACAACGGUGGCACUCACUGCAUCUUCACAAUAAAUGUGGACGACGUAGUGGGUCAGACAAUUGUCUUUAGUCUCAAUCAGUUCCACCUGGAGGACCCUGACAACAGCACAUCUGUCUGUAAUGACUAUGUUGAUAUGAAUGGCGAAGAGAGACUGUGUGGAUACCAAUACGGGACUCGCAGCUUCAACUUUGACGGUACAUUUGUCGUGACCUUCAUCAGUGACAAUAAUCAGACAAACGUGGGCUUCAACAUCCGUUACGACAUCGUGCCAGCUGGAUGCCUGGUAACGUACAACACCACUGAAGGCACUCUCAUCAGCCCCUUGGCAAGCAGUGGUCUGUACCACAACAACCUUGACUGCCGAUACACCAUGUUCACAUCCUACACCCAGACUAAGGUCACGGUCACCGUCAAUGCUUUCGACCUUGAAUCCCCAUCGUACAGUUCGAGCAGCUGUUACAACGACUACAUAUACUUCUCAGACGGGUCCUACACUUCCGGGAGGUACUGUGGUGCCAUCGCUGCAGGAACCAUGUUUACUUGGUACACGAAUGCGAGACAAUUCGACUUUGUCUUUCAUACAAACAACGAGAUCAGCAGACAAGGUUUCAAUGCGUCCUACAAGAUUGAAGAAGAUAUUUGCGAUGAGCUAUUUACCGACUCUAAUGGCACAAUAAGGAGUCCCGUAUACAGUACAGGUCUCUACAGACGUAAUCUGAACUGCACUUAUAUCAUCAGACCUCCAACACAGGGUCCUUACAGGUUCAAUCUGACGUACUCUCAGUUUGACGUUCAGAGGAUGUACUACAACUCCUCAUCUUACAGUCUGAGUACAUCAUGUAGCUACGACUUCGUGGAGACCAAGUUCUCGGGACUCACCGGCAACAGCAGAUUGUGUGGCAGGAUGAGAUCACCAAGAACGUACUUCUAUAACAGUAUGAAUGGAGAUGUAGUCAUCAAAUUUGUGACAAACGGCAACAUUGAGAGAAGGGGGUUUGUGCUGAACUAUUCAUACGACGAAAACAGCUGUUACCAGGUCCUGACAGAUGCUGAUGGACAGAUUCAGGUCCCUGAUGAUGGCAGCGCCACCUACUUACCUAACCUCGACUGUCUGUUCACCAUCAGGCCUCCAGCAGGUCGGCUGUGGGUUGUUAACAUCACUCUGGAGGAGUUCGACGUGCAGAGAUAUUAUUCUUAUUACAGUAACAGUUUCUCCACCUCCUGCAGCAAGGAUUACAUACAGAUGCUCUACGAUGGCUAUUCUUCCUCCAGGAUGUGCGGAACAAGGACUUCACCAAAAUCUUACAUAUACAACAUCUAUGACAGUGAUGUGAAUAUCACUUUCCACAGUGAUGCCUCCGUUCAGAGGAAUGGUUUCAACAUAUCUUUCUCCUACACUGAAAACACCUGUGUGACGGACCUCGACCAGAAUACUGGUACAAUCCGCAGCCCUGUGACUGAGGGUGGGGUGACCUACCCAACAGACACCUUGUGUAUUUACUACCUGGACCUGGGAGAUGCCCUCAAGACUGUUACUUUCACAGUCAGGGUCUUUGAUGUAAACUGUGGUGAUUAUUUCAUCGUUAACGGACAGCGUUUCUGUGGAAACAGAUUGACCCAGACUACAUUCCAUAUGACAGGGAGGGUCAACAUGACCUUCUUGUCCAAUAGUUACAGCACAGGACGAGGAGUGGAUGUCGACUACCUUGUAACUAACUACACAUGUGAUCGAGUAUAUCGUUCAACGUCAGGGAAUUUGGAUUCCUACACUGUAUCAAGAGUUCCUCUUGCACACGAAAUGGACUGUGAAUACAUCAUUCGUCCCCCCUACUACCCAUUCAUCUUGACAAUGUACUUCAGUCCCUUCUAUAUGCCUUACAACUUUAUGAGCAGCAACGGCACGUGUUCUGGCAGCUAUGUGGAGAUCGACGGCAUACAGUACUGUGGAACCGUUUAUGGCCAGUAUAACUUCUCAUCCGAGGAGCCUGAGCUGCCUGUGAGGUAUCAUCACUCUGUUAAUUCAGUCACAGGGAGGAGGGAAGUCUUUCACAUCUACUACAACACAAGGCCCGUUUCAUGUAAUAUAACGCUGACCGACACUGCGGGCUACAUCAACAGCUACUCUGGUUAUGGCUAUGCGUCAGUGUACAGGCGUUCCUACAACGACGGCACUCACUGCAUCUUCACAAUAAAGGGGGAUGACGAUGUGGGUCAGACAAUUGUCUUUAGUCUCAAUCAGUUCCACCUGGAGGACCCUGACAACAGCACAUCUGUCUGUAAUGACUAUGUGGAUAUGAAUGGCGAAGAGAGACUGUGUGGAUACCAAUACGGGACUCGCAGCUUCAACUUUGACGGUACGUUUGUCGUGACCUUCAUCAGUGACAAUAAUCAGACAAACGUGGGCUUCAACAUCCGUUACAAGAUCGUGCCAGCUGGAUGCCUGGUAACGUACAACACCACUGAAGGCACUCUCAUCAGCCCCUUGGCAAGCAGUGGUCUGUACCACAACAACCUUGACUGCCGAUACACCAUGUUCACAUCCUACACCCAGACUAAGGUCACGGUCACCGUCAAUGCUUUCGACCUUGAAUCCCCAUCGUACAGUUCGAGCAACUGUUACAACGACUACAUAUUCUUCUCAGGCGGGUCCUACACUUCCGGGAGGUACUGUGGUGCCAUCGCUGCAGGAACCAUGUUUACUUGGUACACGAAUGCGAGACAAUUCGACUUUGUCUUUCAUACAAACAACGAGAUCAGCAGACAAGGUUUCAAUGCGUCCUACAAGAUUGAAGAAGAUAUUUGCGAUGAGCUAUUUACCGACUCUAAUGGCACAAUAAGGAGUCCCGUAUACAGUACAGGUCUCUACAGACGUAAUCUGAACUGCACCUAUAUCAUCAGACCUCCAACACAGGGUCCUUACAGGUUCAAUCUGACGUACUCUCAGUUUGACGUUCAGAGGAUGUACUACAACUCCUCAUCUUACAGUCUGAGUACAUCAUGUAGCUACGACUUCGUGGAGACCAAGUUCUCGGGACUCACCGGCAACAGCAGAUUGUGUGGCAGGAUGAGAUCACCAAGAACGUACUUCUAUAACAGUAUGAAUGGAGAUGUAGUCAUCAAAUUUGUGACAAACGGCAACAUUGAGAGAAGGGGGUUUGUGCUGAACUAUUCAUACGACGAAAACAGCUGUUACCAGGUCCUGACAGAUGCUGAUGGACAGAUUCAGGUCCCUGAUGAUGGCAGCGCCACCUACUUACCUAACCUCGACUGUCUGUUCACCAUCAGGCCUCCAGCAGGUCGGCUGUGGGUUGUUAACAUCACUCUGGAGGAGUUCGACGUGCAGAGAUAUUAUUCUUAUUACAGUAACAGUUUCUCCACCUCCUGCAGCAAGGAUUACAUACAGAUGCUCUACGAUGGCUAUUCUUCCUCCAGGAUGUGCGGAACAAGGACUUCACCAAAAUCUUACAUAUACAACAUCUAUGACAGUGAUGUGAAUAUCACUUUCCACAGUGAUGACUCCGUUCAGAGGAAUGGUUUCAACAUAUCUUUCUCCUACACUGAAAACACCUGUGUGACGGACCUCGACCAGAAUACUGGUACAAUCCGCAGCCCUGUGACUGAGGGUGGGGUGACCUACCCAACAGACACCUUGUGUAUUUACUACCUGGACCUGGGAGAUGCCCUCAAGACUGUUACUUUCACAGUCAGGGUCUUUGAUGUAAACUGUGGUGAUUAUUUCAUCGUUAACGGACAGCGUUUCUGUGGAAACAGAUUGACCCAGACUACAUUCCAUAUGACAGGGAGGGUCAACAUGACCUUCUUGUCCAAUAGUUACAGCACAGGACGAGGAGUGGAUGUCGACUACCUUGUAACUAACUACACAUGUGAUCGAGUAUAUCGUUCAACGUCAGGGAAUUUGGAUUCCUACACUGUAUCAAGAGUUCCUCUUGCACACGAAAUGGACUGUGAAUACAUCAUUCGUCCCCCCUACUACCCAUUCAUCUUGACAAUGUUCUUCAGUCCCUUCUAUAUGCCUUACAACUUUAUGAGCAGCAACGGCACGUGUUCUGGCAGCUAUGUGGAGAUCGACGGCAUACAGUACUGUGGAACCGUUUAUGGCCAGUAUAACUUCUCAUCCGAGGAGCCUGAGCUGCCUGUGAGGUAUCAUCACUCUGUUAAUUCAGUCACAGGGAGGAGGGAAGUCUUUCACAUCUACUACAACACAAGGCCCGUUUCAUGUAAUAUAACGCUGACCGACACUGCGGGCUACAUCAACAGCUACUCUGGUUAUGACUAUGCGUCAGUGUACAGGCGUUCCUACAACGACGGCACUCACUGCAUCUUCACAAUAAAGGGGGAUGACGAUGUGGGUCAGACAAUUGUCUUUAGUCUCAAUCAGUUCCACCUGGAGGACCCUGACAACAGCACAUCUGUCUGUAAUGACUAUGUGGAUAUGAAUGGCGAAGAGAGACUGUGUGGAUACCAAUACGGGACUCGCAGCUUCAACUUUGACGGUACGUUUGUCGUGACCUUCAUCAGUGACAAUAAUCAGACAAACGUGGGCUUCAACAUCCGUUACAAGAUCGUGCCAGCUGGAUGCCUGGUAACGUACAACACCACUGAAGGCACUCUCAUCAGCCCCUUGGCAAGCAGUGGUCUGUACCACAACAACCUUGACUGCCGAUACACCAUGUUCACAUCCUACACCCAGACUAAGGUCACGGUCACCGUCAAUGCUUUCGACCUUGAAUCUCCAUCGUACAGUUCGAGCAACUGUUACAACGACUACAUAUUCUUCACAGACGGGUCCUACAUUUCCGGGAGGUAUUGUGGUGCCAUCGCUGCAGGAACCAGGUUUACCUGGUACACAAAUGCGAGACAAUUCGACUUGAUCCUUCAUACAAACAGUGAGAUCAGCAGACAAGGUUUCAAUAUGUCGUACAGGGUUGAAGAAGAUCUUUGCGAUGAGCUAUUUACCGACUCUAAUGGCACAAUAAGGAGUCCCGUCUACAGUACAGGUCUCUACAGAAAUAAUCUGAACUGCACCUAUAUCAUCAGACCUCCAACACAGGGUCCAUACAGGUUCACUCUGACGUACUCUCAGUUUGACGUUCAGAGGACGUACUACAACUCCUCAUCUUACAGUCUGAGUACAUCAUGUAGCUACGACUUCGUGGAGACCAAGUUCUCAGGACUCACCGGCACCAGCAGAUUGUGUGGCAGGAUGAGAUCACCAAGAACGUACUUCUAUAAUGCUUUUGGAGGUGAUUUUGUCAUCAAUUUCGUCACUGAUAGAUCUAUACUAAGACGAGGAUUUGUGAUGGUUUAUGCAUAUGAACAAAACAGCUGUGUCCAGGUCCUGACAGAUGCUGCAGGGCAGAUUCAGGUCCCUGACGAUGGCAGCGCAACCUACUCACCUAACCUCGACUGUCUGUUCACCAUCAGGCCUCCAGCAGGUGGGGCGUGGGCUGUUAACAUUACACUGGAGGAGUUCGACGUACAGAGAUAUUAUUCCUCCUACAGUAACAGUUUCUCCACCUCCUGCAGCAUGGACUAUGUCCAGGUCCUCUACGACGGCUAUUCUUCCUCCAGGAUGUGCGGAACGAGGAUUUCACCUAUAUCUUACAUACAUAACAUCGUUGAUGGGGAUCUGAACAUCACUUUCCACAGUGACAGUUCCACCCAGAAGAGGGGAGUUCGGAUUAGAUACUCCUACACAGAAAAUAUUUGUGACUACGUAUUCACCGACAGCCACGGUGUGAUCGAGAGUCCAAAUGGCGGUAAUUACUACUACCAGAGCAACACGUUGUGCAGGUACACAAUUAUAGGCGGGAACGACCUCUACACCAUUUUCUACAACAUCUCCUACUUCGAAUUAUACUAUUCAAGGGGUUGUAGUGGCGACUAUCUUCAAUUCCCGGAUGGACAGCGGUAUUGCGGGACCUACAUGAGAAACAUAUCAUAUUCUACAGUAGGCAACACCAGUUUGACCUUCCGAUCAGAUGCAUCAUAUUCCCGUCGAGGUUUCCGACUUCAUUACAAGGUGCUCCCGUUCAACUGCUCCCGGGUUUACACAGAGCAGGGUGGCAUGAUUUCCGACCCUGACCUUUCUGGCGUGGACUUCAGUGGAGACAUCAGAUGUGACUACACAUUCCUUGUGCCCUUCUACCCUUUCAUUGUAACCUUCACCCCCCUCCAGUUUGGGCUCCAGGACGCGGGCACAGACGGCGUGUGCACCACAGAGUAUGUCAGUCAGGACGGGGAUCGAUUCUGUGGCCAGCGCAAUGAAUCGUGGCAAGCAAUUUCAGAAGACAACACAAUGGAACUGCAUUACUUCAGCACUGGCGCCGUGAGGGGAAACUACUCCGUGUUAUAUCGCGUGACUCCAGGAAUGUGCAACAUGACCUACACGGGCCGAUCUGGUAGCAUCAGUGGCAAUAUGUCCAGCGAUAGCAGCAACUCCACAUGUUACUUCAGGAUACAGAACAACAUGGCGGCAUCACAGAUACACAUCCGAUUGGUCUCAGAUGCUGAAUGUAACUACCUAGACUUUGAUGGCCUUGAGAGGAGAUGUGGCGAUAAUGGAACAAGUGGCACAGAGAUAUCAUAUGCCUAUGAUGGCGACUUUCAGAUAACUUUGUUCCAUGCGCCUGAUAUGGAGGCACCGUCGUUCCAAUUGUACUACAAUAUUGUUCCGGAAAACUGCAUCCAACGAUUCACAACGGACACGGGAUCAUUUGCAAGUCCAGCUGAUACUGACGGCAACUACGUAAACGAUCUUGCGUGCACCUACACCAUCAGUGGCGGUAGUUCCCCCUACGUCCUCCUUCUCAACUUUGUUUCCCUCGACCUUCAAUACUCCUCCUACUGCAACAAUGACUACGUCCGAUUCAGCUACAGGGGCUCCUCUGGUUACACUACCACCACUUCAAGAUACUGUACAGGGCCUCGCUCACUCAGGUAUUCUGUGUCGAGUGGGGAUUUCAAGGUAUCUUUUGUAACGGACUCUCGUGAAGUAAGGAGUGGAUUCAAUGUAACAUACGUCAAAACACCAGUCAGCUGUAACCUGACCCACACGGCCGACGAGGGCACUAUAGAGAGCACCCCUGGAGAUGGCUCCUACUACCCUAACAACGCCUACUGUACGUACACUGUACAGGGGAACUCCAGCCUGCAGGCUCUGCAGCUCACUGUACAGACCUUCUCCCUUGAGGAUCACUCCAGCUGCUACUACGACUCGCUCCAGUUCGGCUCAACUUCCAGCAGGAAAUACUGCGGGAGCUCUCUGUACGCCGGCAGGGUUCUCACGUAUACGUUCAGGAACAACUUCAUCUUGUACUUCAAGACAGACGGUAGCGUCACAAGGAGGGGAUUCGUCAUCAACUACAGGAAGGAGCCAUAUGUUCCCACAACCGCUUCAACAACUACAACAACAACAGCACCGCCAACACCCAACUGUAAUGAGACGUUCACCGCAUCCAGCGGCCAGCUUCGUAGUCCAAACUCCCCCCGCAAGUACCCCAACAACAUCUACUGCCGCUACACGUUUGUGGGAAGUGGACAGACCCAGUCUAUAACACUGGAUUUCAGCAGCUUUGCUGUGGAAAACCAUGCCAGCUGUAGAUGGGAUUGGGUCAUCAUCAGUGGCGGGAACAAGAGGUGUGGCUUCACGGAAUUCAGCAGUACAUAUACAUUUGUUGGGAACUUUACGGUGGAAUUCCGUACAGAUGGAAGUGUCACCUACAGUGGCUUUGUGGCUAACUACGUUGUUAGUGGCGCUGUGAACGCCACCACGCCCACUCCCAGCAGUACAGCGACAUGCACAGCAACCUUGUCGUCAUUAUCUGGCAGCUUCAUGAGCGCCCCAGGUGACGGCAGCAACUACUUGGACAACACCCGGUGCUACUACACCUUCACAGCGACAUCCUACCCGAGAACCAUUACCUUCACCUUCACAACCUUCCAGCUGGAGAGUCAUUCCUUCUGCGGAUAUGACUACCUCCAGUUUAACAGCGGCUUGAAGAAAUGUGGAACUAUCUCCAAUCUCGUGUAUACUGACACGAUGAACGGCCAGUAUCGUGUCACCUUCUACACUGACGGAUCAGUCACACGCCGUGGCUUCGUGGCCUUCUACCAGAUCAGCGACGCGAGUGACGUGCAAAACACAACUUCAAACCCCAUUGGGCUGGCGUCAAACAACGCGAGUGACGUGCAAAACACAACUUCAAACCCCAUUGGGCUGGCGUCAAACAACGGUGCCUGUGGCACAACGCUGACAUCUUCAACGGGGCGCAUCUACUACCCAACUACCGCCAGUUACACCAACAACGUCCGUUGCCAGGUGACUAUCAGACCUGGGGCUGGACAGACAUUCAACGUCACCUUCACAGACUUCGACCUCGAGUAUCAAUCUUCCUGCAACUACGACUCUCUACAGUUCCAGAUGUACGGGGUCACCUCUACGAAGAACUGCGGUCGCAACAGAGCAGGUCUCACUCUGAGCUUCCCCUACACCAGCGGUGACAUCGUGGUGAAUUUCAGGAGUGAUGGCAGCGUCACAGGAAGAGGCUUUGAUCUCAACUAUCAAGUGACCUAGGGACAAGCAUGCCUUUCCUGCCUGAUGUCUGUAUCUGCUGAAGCCCUGUCUUACUUGACCAUUGAUGAGACGAGUCAGCCAUCCAAUGUAGACACCAUUAACACCUGUCUGGUGGCAUAUUUCACAUGGAAAUAAUUAAUAUUUAAUCAGAAAUCCAUAUAUCGAUAGUGCCUGAAGCUUAGUUUUGUCACAGUUAUUGUUUUAUCCAUGCAUGUUUACUGUUGUUUUUCUUCUUUUUGAUAGUUAAUGUUUUGUCUUUGAUUUAUUGUAGCACAAGUGUUUUCACUUUGUUUUAGUAUGUAUAUUGUUAGGAUAUUUGUAGUAUACUUUUUGUGUUUGUUUUACUAUCUCUUAAAAAAUAUUUCACAUAAAGGAUUCCCAUGCAUAUCCCUUUGUUACCCAACUUACAUUUUGCAUUAUGCACUGUGUAAUAAUUAGGCAGUGAUUUGAUAUAUUGUUUAGUUUAGAAUUUUAUCGAGUUAUCACCUGUGUAAUGAAUCCCAUUAUAUGUUCCAUAGCACAGAACAUAUAAAUAGAGAUUACGAUACGGGUAUGAAUAUCGAAUGACGUCAACAUUCUUCAGCUAUGGCGUCAUAUCUAUUGUGACGUCAUUACCACCUUACGUCACAAUGAGAUCAAAUGAUUCCGGACGACGUAAACAAUACACCGGCGUGUGUGAAGUGAUAUUUGCCCAAUUAACUUGGUUACCUAUUACUCUAUGGAUAAUAAAUAGUAUAGUUAUAGGUGCAACCACACGCGCACACAAUGAUAAGGAGGGAGAGACAUGCAAAAUGCUUAAGUAUCCUGGGAGAUAAUGGUAACGCCAACAUUCCCCUCCACAUUCAAUUGGACAUUUUUUCACUUUAUUUUAGUCUCAAAUCAAUACAAUGUUUUCGCAAAUGACCAGCUGUAAACACUGGAGAUCUUUGCAUCCUAUACAUUUUAGGAUUCUUAUAUUCUGCUUUUGAAGUGCUGUACUGUACGUCUAUUUCCUUGUUGUGAGCAACAUCUUAGUUUAUACUAUUGUUAGUUAAUACGACUAAACGUUUUGUCAUGCACGCUUUAGAAAUAAAAUUGCAAGAAUUAAAUGCAA
Messenger RNA from Haliotis rufescens (red abalone), 12776 nucleotides. RefSeq names its product cubilin-like. Lineage: Eukaryota; Metazoa; Mollusca; Gastropoda; Lepetellida; Haliotidae. The coding region runs from base 233 to 11683 and encodes 3816 amino acids. The transcript is spliced from 72 exons. The record is from RefSeq and is a predicted model, not a curated record.